AUGGAUACCGGUACUGACACAAGUGGCCAUGCUGAUGCUGACCCCCUGUUUACCGAGAUUUCACCCACAGACUACUCUGGAGAGUUGCCGGAUCGAUUGGCGUAUCCUCACUGGUACCAACCUCAUCCCGUCGCCGUCUUUGCCGCCAAUGAGCUCCGAGCAGAGCUGCAAGAUCCAACAUCGCAUUGGAGCAAGCAUGACUUUGGUUUGAACACAAACACAACAAAUGCCUCAUCCGACAAAAAUGCAGUAGGGAAAAUGUUUGGCGUGCUUGUUGUCGUGGUCGAUGAUGACAAUGAAAGUGAGCAUGGAAAGCUGGGGUAUCUCAAGGCCUUUUCGGGGACACUACAGAACACGGAUGACGGCACUCCCCCAGGAUUUUGUCCCAUGAUCUACGAUCGGUUUGACAUCGAAAGCUUUUAUAAACAGGGAGAAGAAGCAUUGAACGCCAUGAACCGACAAGUGGAAGAACUAGAACAAUCGCCCGAACGAAGGGAACGCAAGAAACAGGCGGCUGCCCUCCAACAACAAGCACAACAACAACUGGAAGAAGCUAGACAACAUGGAAAGUCGCAAAAACGAGCACGACAACGGCAACGCCAAAAACUCAAAAAGACAUGCACACCCCAACAAUACCAAGCUCACGAAGAACAGUUGUUGCAAGAUGGAGCCAAGAUUCAACUCUCCGAAAAAGCCCUCAAAACAAUGUGGAAAGCAGAGCUCGAACAGGCACAACAAUCUCUUCAGGAAAUUGAAGAUCGGAUACAAGACUUGAAACAACGGCGCAAAAACACGUCCGCCCAGUUACAGAAUCAACUCUUUGACCGCUACCAAUUCCUCAAUCGACACGGGGACACCCAAUCAGUAUUGGACAUUUUUGCCAAAACGCCCUUGCUACGACCCCCGGGAGGAGCUGGCGAUUGUGCGGCGCCCAAACUCUUUCAGUAUGCCUACAAGAAAGGAUAUCGGCCCAUUGCCUUGGCGGAAUUCUGGUGGGGCAAGUCCCCAGCGCUCGAGAUUCGAAAACACAACUUUUACUAUCCUGCUUGUCGGGGCAAGUGUCAGCCCAUUCUGGAGCACAUGCUACAGGGAUGCCAUGUCGAGGAUAAUCCACUGGAACAGCCAUCACACAACACCAACGAAAAAGACUUGGAAAUAUUGUACGAAGAUGAUGUCAUGCUAGUCGUCAAUAAACCGCCGGAAAUGCUGUCCGUGCCGGGACGCCUCGUCCACGAGUCGGUAUAUUCCAUCAUCCAACAACGAUAUCCCAACGCCACGGGACCCUUACUCGUACACCGUCUCGACAUGUCCACCAGUGGGAUACUGGUCAUUGCCAAGGACAAGGACACACAUAAAAAGAUUCAAUCGCAGUUUAUUGAUCGAUCCAUCAAAAAGCGUUACACGGCCUUGUUGGAGGGAGAACUACUCGUCGACGACAAUGAUAACGACAACACACGCAAGGGAAAGAUUGACCUUCCUCUGAGUCUCGACUACCUGAACCGGCCCAUGCACAAGGUAGACUACAAUAAAAAGACGGGGAAGCCUGCCGUCACGUUCUACGAGGUCCUCGACGUCCAAGACGGACGGACCCGUAUCCACUUUUACCCCGUCACGGGAAGAACGCAUCAACUUCGAGUGCAUGCGGCUCAUGCCUUGGGCCUCAACAUGCCCAUUGUGGGCGACGAUAUCUAUGGACAAAGGGAUGAACGGAUGUGUCUUCAUGCAGGCUUUUUGGAAAUGACACACCCCACCACCGAAAAACGAAUGACGCUGGAAGCAAAAGUUCCUUUUUAG
Messenger RNA from Seminavis robusta, 1794 nucleotides. The record is from the annotation of a GenBank genome assembly. NCBI's taxonomy places the organism in Eukaryota, Bacillariophyta, Bacillariophyceae, Naviculales, Naviculaceae.